Esox lucius (northern pike) is the source of this 857-nucleotide messenger RNA. It is a transcript of the gene ela3l, whose product is annotated as elastase 3 like. The record is from RefSeq and is a predicted model, not a curated record. Gene Ontology annotation, molecular function: serine-type endopeptidase activity. The coding region runs from base 25 to 834 and encodes 269 amino acids. The transcript is spliced from 8 exons. Lineage: Eukaryota; Metazoa; Chordata; Actinopteri; Esociformes; Esocidae. Gene Ontology annotation, biological process: proteolysis.
CAAGCAGACAAGGUCUUAAUCAUCAUGAUCCCCAUUGUUCUGGCCUCAGUGCUCAUCGCCAGUGUCCUCGGGUGUGGCACCCCUCCUAUCGAGCCUCUGACCACCCGUGUGGUCAAUGGAGUGGACGCUAAGCCCCACAGCUGGCCCUGGCAGAUCUCGUUGCAGUAUAACAGGAAUGGUGAGUGGAGACACACCUGUGGAGGAUCCUUGAUUGCCAGCAACUGGGUCAUGACCGCUGCUCAUUGCAUCAACCCCAGCCUGUCCUACAGAGUGUUCAUUGGAAAGCACAACCUGGUUAACACUGAGGAAGGUUCCCAGGCCAUUAUCCCUGAGAAGCUUAUUGUCCAUGAGAAGUGGAACCCCAUUUUUGUGGCCCUUGGAAAUGACAUUGCCCUGAUCAAACUGUCUGAGCAUGUGACCCUGAGUGACCACGUGCAACUUGGUUGUAUCCCGGCUGCCGGCACUGUGCUGGAAAACAAUUACCCAUGUUUCAUCACCGGCUGGGGAAGGCUUUCCACUGGUGGCCCCAUUGCUGACAACCUGCAGCAGGCUCUGAUGCCCGUGGUGGACCAUGCCACCUGCUCCAAGCCUGACUGGUGGGGUAUUGCUCUCAGGAACACCAUGGUGUGUGCUGGAGGAGAUGGGAUCGUGGCUGGCUGCAACGGUGACUCUGGUGGCCCCUUGAACUGCAAGAACCAAGAGGGAAUCUGGGAGGUCCAUGGAAUUGCCAGCUUUGUGUCUGGUCUGGGCUGUAACUAUGUGAAAAAGCCUACAGUCUUCACCCGGGUGUCCAACUUCAACGACUGGAUCGACCAGGCGAUGAUGAACAACUAAAGAAAUACAAAACAUGAAUUUCA